Molecule: messenger RNA, 958 nt
Organism: Belonocnema kinseyi
Lineage: Eukaryota; Metazoa; Arthropoda; Insecta; Hymenoptera; Cynipidae
Product: RNA-binding motif protein, X-linked 2-like
Exons: 4
Coding region: 127-546 (139 amino acids)
Biological process (GO): mRNA splicing, via spliceosome
Cellular component (GO): precatalytic spliceosome; U2 snRNP; catalytic step 2 spliceosome
Molecular function (GO): RNA binding
Source: RefSeq, a predicted model, not a curated record
CCAGAGUUGGGGGAACUGCUCUAAUGUCAGUUUAUACAUACUUAUUAUAUGCUCAUGUGCACUUAUAAGCCGAGUUAUUCUUCGUUACAUUAAAUUUGAAUGUGAACUCAAGAGGAGCAGCUUAUAAUGAAUCCGUUAACGAAUGUCAAAAACAUCUCCAAACUUGGGCAGCAGGAUUUAGAAGGAAACUUACAAACUUCAUGGCACGACCAAUAUAAAGGAAGUGCUUGGAUCUAUGUUGGCGGCCUUCCAUAUGAUUUGACUGAAGGAGAUAUAAUUUCCAUCUUUUCACAAUAUGGUGAAGUUGUCAACAUUAAUUUGGUGAGAGACAAGUUUACAGGAAAACAAAAAGGUUAUGGUUUUCUCUGUUACGAAGACCAAAGGAGCACCAUAUUGGCGGUUGACAACUUCAAUGGAAUAAAAGUUUUAGGAAGAAUAAUUCGAGUUGAUCACGUAACAAAUUACAAAUCACCCAAGAAUGUGGAAAAAUUAGAUGAAGAGACAAAAAAAUUAAGAAAAGAAGGGUGUGCUCUGAAGUUAAGAUGAUAGCAAGAACAACAAAGAAAACACAUAAGAUAAUUCUCGUAUAAAAUAGCUAUGGCUGAUGACAUGAAGUAAUCAGAUAUGCGUCAUAGAUAAUUUUGUUGUACUAUAUUUAAUGUUACUGUUUCUCGACAAGACUUUUGUUAAAAGUGGAUUGGUACUAUCAGUCUGAAAAAAUGUAAUUAAUUAAUGAAGGAUUGGAAAUGUUGAAUACGAAAGAGCAGCAAUAAAAAGUAAGCAGUGAAUUAUUUGAAUUUAACUGCACAAUAUCCUCUAAAACAAUGAGGAAGGCUUUUUAGGUUCACUAAAAUGUCAUUAACUUGUAUAAAAAAAAGUAUGUAAUUUAUUCGAAAAGUUUCUCCUAGUUUUUUACCAAGACGGAACUUUAAAUAAAAAAAUUGUAAAAUUUCAAAAA